Gymnodraco acuticeps is the source of this 3017-nucleotide messenger RNA. It is a transcript of the gene slc25a38b, whose product is annotated as solute carrier family 25 member 38b. Gene Ontology annotation, cellular component: mitochondrion; mitochondrial inner membrane. Gene Ontology annotation, molecular function: glycine transmembrane transporter activity. Gene Ontology annotation, biological process: glycine import into mitochondrion. NCBI's taxonomy places the organism in Eukaryota, Metazoa, Chordata, Actinopteri, Perciformes, Bathydraconidae. The record is from RefSeq and is a predicted model, not a curated record. The transcript is spliced from 9 exons. Bases 500 to 1441 code for a protein of 313 amino acids.
GCGCGUGCGUCGACCACUGGAGGUGAACUUUGUAGCUAUGAGCUAACACUCGCAGCAGCACAGCAAGCAGCGAUAACAUCAGUCAGUCUCUGCUGUAGGACAUUUAUAACUGCGGACAAAACUGUAUUUUUACUAAAACAGCUUUUAAGGCUCGACCCGUGUCAGGUCAUUAACAGGUUUCGUUUUAUUGAGGAAGAGAGCCAGACUUAAGUUAAACAAGUUACUAGAGUGAGCUGCUAGCUUUGACGUUAGCUAGCUGACGAGCUUUGCCAGAAAGUUGUGUUUUAGGCCAUUUUAAGGUUUACUAAAACAAGACUAUUCAGAAACGUAUGCAGAUAGCAAGAGUAAAAACUAAACAUGGGGUUCCUGGAGCUGCCAGGUGAGACCAUCACUUCCAUCAUCCCUUAACACACUUCAAAGUCAGUAUCGUCGGCUGAAAUUAACUAGCUCCAAAACGGCAGCACCAAGGGAGGAAGUGGAGCCAGCUUCCAGGUCAAAGAUGGAGUUAGCAGCGCAGCUUCACAGAGAGAGGGAGGUGACAGAGGGAACAAUGCAAGGGGAACCGGAUUCUCAGAGCCGAGCCCCCGGCAUAAAGGCCCACCCAGCUCUCAAAGCCUUUAUGUGUGGCUCUCUCAGCGGCACCUGCUCUACCCUACUCUUCCAGCCUUUGGAUCUGAUCAAAACACGACUGCAGACCCUGCAGAAAACUGCCAAGCCGGGGGCACCAAGGGUGGGGAUGUUCAAUGUUUUCAUCAACGUUAUUAGGACAGAGAAAUUCUUCAGUCUGUGGAAAGGAGUUUCACCAUCAUUUGUGCGCUGCAUUCCCGGCGUGGGCAUCUACUUCAGCACCUUCUACUCCCUGAAGCAGCACUACUUCCUGGAGCGCUCGCCCAACGCUGGAGAGGCAGUUCUGCUGGGAGCGGGGGCCAGAACCGUGGCUGGCGUCAGCAUGCUGCCCUUCACUGUGAUCAAGACGCGCUUUGAGAGUGGCUGUUACAACUAUGUGAGCGUGGCAGGGGCUCUGAAGAGUAUGUAUGAGACGGAGGGAGUCAGGGCUCUGUUCUCAGGCCUGACUGCCACGCUGCUCCGAGACGCUCCCUUCUCCGGCAUCUACGUCAUGUUCUACAGCCAGGCCAAGAAGGCUCUGCCUGAAGAGGUGAGUUCGUCGGCCUAUGCCCCGCUGGUGAACUUCAGCUGUGGGAUGGCGGCGGGCGUCAUGGCGUCGCUGGCCACACAGCCGGCAGACGUGGUGAAGACACACAUUCAAGUCAGCCCGUCCCACUGGAGCACCACUAAUGCUAUCUGCUACAUCUACAGGGAGCACGGCAUGGCCGGGUUUUUCCGCGGGGCCGUCCCGAGGUCUCUGCGACGCACACUGAUGGCCGCUAUGGCUUGGACUGUCUACGAACAGCUAAUGGCUCGGAUGGGCCUCAAAUCCUGAAGAGCAUCAGUGUUAAACAACACUGGAUGGAAUAUGAGUGGAUAUUGAUUCACAUUAUGUUCUCACUGAAGGCCCCAUGACAGAAGAAACAAGGAGCUCGUAGAGACGAUGAAUCGGCACUCCCAAGAUCUUUCAGAAUAGGAACCAGGUGGAUAAAUGAGAGAGAGAGAAUGCUGUGACUGAGUUAUUGUUGAUAUUUUAAAUGUUUGUGAAAAUGUGCCCGUUUGUGUCUGCAAGUCUGAAAUUGUGAUGUAACACCUGACAUGUCCACCUAGGGCUGAACGUGACACUCCCUGCUGUGAAGUAAAAUUAUUCCUCAUCUCACUAUUUAUGUUUUUUCUGGCUGCGGCUUAGAAAAGAUUGCCCUUGACAUUGAGGGGGUGUGAUUGCUAGUGACUCAGCAGACUGCACCAUACUGAGCCAACCGAAAGCAAAUCACUGCAGAAGAGAGGGCUCCGGCCUCCGCCAUAUUUUAGGAACUUGCAUGAGAUUGACCAACCUUUCUUACUCGCCAAUUGUCAAAAGCAGGCUCAGACAAUCAUAGGUACUCACCCAGCUGCAUUCUUGAAAGAAAAUCACAAUAAAGCCUUUAUUGCAAUGCUGCUUUAAACUGUGCCAACUUAAAGUUUAAACACACCUGUGAUGCAUUGAGCGACUCAGCAUAGUCAAACCUGAUGUGCUUUUUUUUAAAGGCUUAAGAGAUGUAGCAGAACAAAUAUUCAGACCCGUGGCAGCAUUUCAGUCAGUUCAUGAUUUUGUAAUUAAAAUGCUUAAUUAUUUUUUGGGGGAGCAUAAAAACACCAAUGUUUACUUGUAUUUAAGUAAGCACUUUAAUAAUUUGACCUCUUUUUAUAUACAUUAAGUACACGUUUUAAUUCCUGAUUCACCUAAUGUUAUCAUAUUUGCAGAACAUUUUACUCACAAGUAAAGCAUUGCUUACUCAUUGUGUUUAUAAAAGUGGUACAGAAUAUAUCAUAUCAGUGCUGGAGUUAACCUUGACCUUUACCACCAUCUUCCUGGCUUUGUACAUAUUUAACUAAAUACGGUAUUACAAAUGAAAGUCCUAUUUUUAUGUUCAUUGUACAGUCUGCCUUUCACUAUAAACAUUAUUUAUUGUAAUUGCUAUAAAAAGAGGUGAUAUAUUGAAAAUGAUGAUUAUGGUGUUGAUAGAAAUAACGCCAAAUGGAAAAUCUCACAAAUAGAGGGAAAGACUUAACUUUAUUUUGGAAAAUGGAUCAUUACACAACACACUGAAGCUUUUACUGAUAAGAUGACAGAAAGGCUUCUAACGUCUGGGUGAUCUGUGAUGUAAGGAGGAAGGUUGUGAAGCAAAAAUAACGACAGUAGUUUUCGGUGUUUAUUGUGUAACACAAACGGUGUUUCUAAAUGUGAUGUAAUUCAUACAUGGAAGUAUUACCUUGUGGAUAAACUUCAUCAUCUCUCCAUUGAUCCUCUGUUGUGACUAUAUUGUUUAUGGUCAUUGUAGGCAUGUUGUCUGUGCAUGUGUUUGCUCAGACAGACGAUGUGCCUGCCUGGUUUUUAAAUGUCAAUAAAUUGUUCUCUUUUAAAAAGAAAA